Molecule: messenger RNA, 1791 nt
Organism: Capsicum annuum
Lineage: Eukaryota; Viridiplantae; Streptophyta; Magnoliopsida; Solanales; Solanaceae
Product: heat stress transcription factor A-5
Exons: 2
Coding region: 147-1598 (483 amino acids)
Biological process (GO): regulation of transcription by RNA polymerase II
Cellular component (GO): nucleus
Molecular function (GO): DNA-binding transcription factor activity; RNA polymerase II cis-regulatory region sequence-specific DNA binding
Source: RefSeq, a predicted model, not a curated record
UGCUGCCGACCCGAAAUUCGAACAAACCGACCCGACCCGGGUAUUAGCAAAGAGUCAAAAGGACUCCAAAACUUUGAAGUCAAAUUCGGACGGCUUCAAUAAAUCCAAUAAACAUCGUCGUCGUCCCUUCAUCGUCGCAUUUCCAAAUGGACGUAAUUUCUCCAGCGGCGGCGGCAGGUGGCGGCGGCGGCGGCGGCGGCGGAGGUCCGGCGCCGUUUUUGUUGAAGACAUAUGAGAUGGUGGAUGAUACCCAAACGGACGACAUCGUAUCAUGGACUCCGACCGGACACAGUUUUGUCGUGUGGAAUCCACCGGAAUUUGCAAGAAUUCUUCUUCCUACGUAUUUUAAACACAACAAUUUCUCCAGUUUCAUUCGACAGCUCAACACCUACGGCUUCCGGAAGAUUGAUCCAGAAAGAUGGGAAUUUGCCAAUGAGGAUUUUCUGAAAGACCAGAAGCAUUUACUUAAGAACAUUCAUCGUAGAAAACCCAUUCACAGCCAUAGUCACCCUCCAGGUUCCGCAGUUGAUCCAGAAAGAGCUGCAUUUGAGGAAGAGAUUGAUAAGCUUUCACGUGAGAAGUCUGGGCUCGAGGCUAAUGUCGUAAGGUUCAGACAGCAACAAUCUGCUGCAAAACUUCAACUAGAAGAACUAACUGGGCGGGUUGGCAGUAUAGAGCAAAGGCAGGAGAGUUUACUGACAUUUGUCGAGAAGGCAAUUCAAAAUCCGGACUUUGUUGAGCGUCUUGCUCAGAAACUCGAAUCCAUGGAUAUCUCUGCAUUUAGUAAGAAGAGGCGAUUGCCUCAAAUUGACAGCACUCAACCAGUUCAAGAAAGUAUGUCGGUGGACAACCAUAGCAGUUCUAGAGUCGAGUUUGGGAACCUUUGCCAUCAAGACUUCUCAAAUAAGCUCACGCUUGAAUUGUCACCUGCUGUUUCAGAUAUCAAUGUUCUUUCAUGCAGCACCCAAAGUUCGAACGAAGAUGGCGGAAGCCCACAUAGGAGAAUAUCUGAAGGAUGGUCCAGAGAAGUACAACUUCAAACGGGUGGAGUACUGUAUACCCCUGAAGCAAUAGAACUAUCAGAUACAGGGACGUCAUUUACAUUAAAGAUAGAUUCAUCUUUGCCGCGUACUUCAAGCAACGUUGAACACUCGAGACUGCAUUCCUUGCCACAAAGCCUGACAUCCAACGAGGAAGUUGACGGUCACAUUUCCUGCCAACUGAAUCUUUCUUUGGCUUCAUGCCUUUCACAAGUCGAUAAAAAUCAAUAUUCAGAGAGGAUGCCUCAAAUCGGUCAAGAGAUAGGUAAACAUUCUGAAUCACAGUCUGAUGCCAAUGACAAAACCCCUCCUACCAAUGACAAACCUUUGCCACCUUCACACGAUGCAACCGGCAACAAGCAAGGCCCUGCAGCAGCUGCUCCAGUUCGCGUGAACGAUGUGUUCUGGGAACAAUUCCUAACGGAAAGACCAGGCUGCUCGGAUAACGAAGAAGCUAGCUCUAGUUACAGAGGGAACUCGUACGACGAGCAAGAUGAGAGAAAAUCAAAUCAAGGAGUUGCUAGUAACACAAGAAAGGUGCAACAUCUUACCCUUUGAGUAUGUGAAGUUUGUCAUUGAAGACACUUGAAAUUUUCAGUCCUAUACUGAACAAUGGUUUGUAAACUAUAUUGUUGUUUUGAGAUCAUUAUAUGGCUGGCUUUGUAUGUACAAAUAAAAAUAUGAUAAAUAUCCUUCUGAGCAAAUUAGAACUAUUCUUGGUGAAUGAAAUGUUCUGACUGAUUUUCUCUUC